GAAUCUUUGCCUAUCUCAACUACCAUGUGCCAAGAACUCGCCGUGAGAUCCUUGAGAUCCUCCUCAAAGGACUGCAACGUCUAGAGUACAGAGGCUAUGACUCAGCUGGAGUGGGAAUUGAUGGUGGCAAUGGGAAGGAGUGGGAGUCAAACGCCAAGUCUAUCCAACUGAUCAAGACCUCUGGAAAAGUGAAAGCUCUGGAUGAGGAGAUCCACAAACAGCAGGAUAUCGACCUGGACGUGGAGUUUGAUGUUCACCUUGGCAUUGCUCACACCCGCUGGGCUACUCACGGCGUACCAAGCCCAGUUAACAGCCAUCCACACAGAUCUGACAAGACAAAUGAGUUUAUUGUCAUUCACAAUGGAAUUAUCACCAACUACAAAGACCUGAGGAAAUUCUUGGAGAGCAAAGGCUAUGAGUUUGAAUCUGAGACUGACACAGAGUCCAUCGCCAAGCUGGUGAAGUACAUGUAUGACAACCGGGAGAGUGACGACCUCAAUUUUUCUACACUGGUGGAACGGGUGAUCCAGCAGCUGGAGGGAGCUUUUGCCCUGGUCUUCAAGAGUGUCCACUACCCUGGAGAGGCAGUUGGCACAAGGAGGGGAAGUCCCCUGCUGAUGGGAGUGAGGAGUGAUCACAAGCUGUCCACAGAUCAUAUUCCUGUGCUCUACCGCUCCUCUGCUAAAGACAAAAAGGGCUGCAGUGCCCUACCCAGGGCAGACCAGGACACCUGUCUGUUCCCUGUGGAUGAGAAGGCUGUGGAAUACUACUUUGCCUCUGAUGCAAGCGCUGUGAUCGAGCACACAAACCGGGUGAUCUUCCUGGAGGACGACGACGUGGCCGCCGUGAUGGAAGGCCGCCUGUCCAUCCACAGGAUAAAGCGUACAGCUGGAGACUAUCCAGCCCGCGCCAUCCAGACCCUGCAAAUGGAGCUCCAGCAGAUCAUGAAGGGCAACUUCAGUGCCUUCAUGCAGAAGGAGAUCUUUGAGCAGCCAGAGUCUGUGGUCAACACCAUGAGAGGGAGGAUCAACUUUGACAACAACACAGUGAUCCUGGGUGGACUGAAGGACCACAUCAAAGAGAUCCAGAGGUGUCGGCGACUUAUCCUUAUUGCCUGUGGCACCAGCUACCAUGCCGGUGUGGCAACCCGCCAGGUCCUGGAGGAGCUAACCGAGCUGCCUGUCAUGGUGGAACUGGCCAGCGACUUCCUGGACAGGAACACUCCCGUCUUCCGAGACGACGUCUGCUUCUUUAUCAGCCAGUCAGGGGAGACUGCUGACAGCCUCAUGGCCCUGCGCUACUGUAAAGAGAGAGGAGCUCUGACUGUGGGCAUCACCAACACAGUGGGCAGCUCCAUCUCUAGGGAGACAGACUGCGGAGUCCACAUCAACGCCGGGCCUGAGAUCGGAGUAGCCAGCACCAAGGCCUACACCAGCCAGUUUGUUGCCCUGAUCAUGUUUGCACUCUUGAUGUGUGACGACAGGAUUUCCAUGCAGCCGAGACGCCGUGAGAUAAUCCAGGGUCUGAGAGUGCUUCCAGAUCUGAUUAAGGAGGUCCUCAGUUUGGAUGAUGAGAUCCAGAAGUUGGCAGAAGAGCUGUACCAGCAGAAGAGUGUACUGAUCAUGGGCAGAGGCUACCAUUAUGCUACCUGCCUGGAAGGAGCACUGAAAAUCAAGGAAAUCACAUACAUGCAUUCAGAGGGCAUCCUGGCUGGCGAGCUGAAACACGGCCCACUGGCCCUGGUGGAUAAACUCAUGCCGGUCAUCAUGAUCAUCAUGAGAGACCACACCUACAGCAAAUGUCAGAAUGCCCUGCAGCAAGUUUUUGCCCGCCAGGGCCGCCCCAUUGUAAUCUGUGACAAAGAUGACUACGAGACCAUCAAGAACUCCAGCCGCACCAUCAAAGUGCCUCACUGUGUAGACUGCCUGCAGGGCAUCCUGAGCGUCAUCCCACUGCAGCUGCUGUCCUUCCACCUGGCGGUCCUCCGAGGCUAUGACGUGGACUGUCCAAGAAACCUGGCCAAGUCUGUGACAGUAGAGUGAGCGACACCACCACAUUCAUCACCUAACAACAAAAGCCUGGCGGACACGUAUUCAAACACACAUGGAUGCGGCGAGGGAGCGUCUGUAUGCAGAAACCAAGAGAAAACUGUCUCGUUUGUGUCUUGUGUCAUGGCUGUUUUUUAAUGCAAUCUUUCACUCAACCGUUGUUUAUCUCACUGUUGUAUAUCAUCUGUAUAUCACCGUUAUUUUUUCUUUGGUGUCAUUGUCAUAUUCUUGUUGGAGUUGUGGUGUUUGUGGUGGCAGGUCUGGGCUAGCACUGACUCUUUAUCUCCAUUACUCUCUGGGUUUGUGAAGCCGUAGCAACGGACAGUGACCAUUAGGGUUUAUUCACUUUCACGCUCAAAACCCUCCAUGUUUAUUUGCGCUGAUUAGUCUCACUGGGAGCAUCUUGGAGCAGUAGACUGACAGAAGUUAGGUUUUAAAGACCGUACUGGCUCUUUUUUUUCUUCUCUACUGCAAUGAUUUGUAGUUGGGUUAUUUUUCUUUUUGGCAGCUAAUCAUCUGAAGCAUCUUCACUCCACAGUUGAAGUAAGCGACAGUCUUAAAUCAUUCCAAGCCGCAGGUCACCACUUCAUAAUUGCAGCGUUUCUCUCUUGGACUUUAGUCUGAGGACGCAUAACUUCUAGCAGAAGCAGCAUCACAAAUCCGAUCACAGAAAAGUGCGUUAAUACACUGUCUAAAAUGUUCUUGGGUAGGUUGCAAAAGUUUGUUCUUGUCUUAAACCUAGUGUUUCGGACUUCAGACCCUUGUCUCGGUCGGCGAGAAUAAGCCUCAUUUACUGGGCCAGUGUGACCUUUUGUUGCCAUAGACAAUUUCUGCAUUUAUUCUUCUCUGAACAUUAUACUCUAAAGCUAUUUGUGCACAAUUUAGUGUUUGAUUAUUUUCAACUCUGUUGCCUCACUGUUCAAAAGAGACUUAAGUGCUUAUAACAGGUCUCUGCUUUACAUUUAAAUUUAAACUGAAAGCUGAAGUAAAUCAAGCAAGAUGAAGUUACUAACCUGAAGUAGAAGUUGCACCCAGUUAGCAGCCCAUGGCCUUCCACCAUGACAUAGCUGCAAUACUGGGACCAUUUGAUGCAUUUUUUUUUUUUUUUGUCACGUUUCAUUUUCUUAAAGUUUAUUAUCGAAGUUACUCUUUGAUUUGAAAUGUGAAUGUUACAGUCUCUUGAAAUGUCCUGUCAAACCAAAAAUCUUAUUGGGUUUGGCAGUUGUAAACCAAAAUGUAGACAUUUUAUAUGUUCAUCCUAUAUUGUUUUUGUAUCUAAACAUAUACUGAUGCUGGUAGAUGCUUCAAGGCCUUAAAUGGGGCAUAUAGGGGGUUUUAUGGCAGUAUGUCAGACUGUAGAUGUUUUAGAUAGAAAGCCUAUGAGUGUGUGUGUAUGUGAGAGAAUCCAAAGGUCUUUGUUUGGAAGGCCAAGUAAAGAGCGAUGUUGUACACAAAGUUGUGUAGUGAAGAAUCAGGAGCUGCUUUUUGUCCCAUCACAUGUUAGGUUUAUUAAUUUUGCUUUUGCAAUCAAGCCUUAACUUUUCUCUUUUUUUCCCUCCCAACAUUGAGCUUCUCGAGCCAGUAAAAGGGUUUGAAAACUGGAUAAUGUUACAGAUACUUUCGUAACCCACAUACAUGAGAAUUUAGAUUUCUUGACUGGAGGCAUUGACAAAGGAUGCUGCACUGAAUCCUAGCAACAUCUGUUGGUUACUGGAGGGUGUGGGGCACUAUUUAUUAGUGGAACUGAUGCAAUAAAGUGUCAAGUACUUCCCUUAAA
Micropterus salmoides (largemouth bass) is the source of this 3825-nucleotide messenger RNA. RefSeq names its product glutamine--fructose-6-phosphate aminotransferase [isomerizing] 1. Gene Ontology annotation, biological process: fructose 6-phosphate metabolic process; protein N-linked glycosylation; UDP-N-acetylglucosamine metabolic process. Gene Ontology annotation, molecular function: carbohydrate derivative binding; L-glutamine:D-fructose-6-phosphate transaminase (isomerizing) activity. Lineage: Eukaryota; Metazoa; Chordata; Actinopteri; Centrarchiformes; Centrarchidae. The record is from RefSeq and is a predicted model, not a curated record.